Molecule: messenger RNA, 2549 nt
Organism: Gallus gallus (chicken)
Lineage: Eukaryota; Metazoa; Chordata; Aves; Galliformes; Phasianidae
Exons: 2
Coding region: 522-1637 (371 amino acids)
Source: RefSeq, a predicted model, not a curated record
AGCCUCAAGCACAUGGACCUGGUAUUGGGGGGGGGGGGGGAGAUGUCCUAUGGGGCGCUAUGGGGUGAGGAGAUGCCCUAUGGGGUGAAGGAAGAAUCCUAUGGGGCGGUAUGGGGGUGAGGAGAUGCCUUAUGGGGCGGUAUGGGGUGAGGAGAUGUCCUAUGGGGCGCUAUGGGGUGAGGAAAUGCCGUAUAAGGUGAAGGAAGAACCCUAUGGGGUGGUAGGUGGGUGAGGAGGUGCCCUAUGGGGCGGUAUGGGGGUGAGGAGAUGCACUAUGGGGCGCUAUGGGGUGGAGGAAGAACCCUAUGGGGUGGUAUGGGGGUGAGGAGAUGUCCUAUGGGGUGAAGGAAGAACCCUAUGGGGUGGUAGGUGGGUGAGGAGAUGCCCUAUGGGGUGGUGGGGGGGUGUUUAUGGGGUCUGGGUUGGGUUUGGGGACAUCUGGGUCAUCCCAUCGUCAUUAGGAUUGUCCUUAAAGUGUUUAUAGGGUCUGGGUUGUCUUUUGGGACAUCUGGGUUCAUCCCAUGCCUUAUGGGGUGAUCCUAGUGGUGUUUAUGGGGUCAGGGUUGGGUUUGAGGUCUUUUGGGGUCGAUGGAAGCAUCAGAAGAACUUUAGGAAGGCCUGUAUGGGAUUUUGGCCAUCCUUUGGGGCCACCCCACACCCUCCAGGCCGACCCUGGUGGUAUUUAUGGGGUCAGGGUUGGGUCUGGGGACACCUGGGGUCAUCCUAUGCCCUAUGGGGUGGUCCUGGGGGUGUUUAUGGGGUCAGGGUUGGGUUUGGGGACACCUGGGGUCAUCCCAUGCCCUAUGGGAUGGUCCUGGGGGUGUUUAUGGGGUCAGGGUUGGGUUUGGGGACACCUGGGGUUAUCCCAUGCCCUAUGGGAUGGUCCUGGUGGUAUUUAUGGGGUCAGGGUUGGGUUUGGGGACACCUGGGGUCAUCCCAGGCCGUAUGGGGUGAUCCUGGGGGUGUUUAUGGGGUCAGGGUUGGGUUUGUGGUCUUUUGGGAUCAAUGGAAGGAUCAGAACCUUUGGGAGGUCUGUAUGGGAUUUUGGCCAUCCUUUGGGACACGUGAGGCCACCCCACACCCUCCAGGCCGACCCUGGUGGUAUUUAUGGGGUCUGGGUUGGGUUUGGGGACGUCUGGGGUCAUCUCAUGCCCUGUGGGGUAGUCCUGGGGGUGUUUAUGGGGUCAGGGUUGGGUUUGGGGACACCUGGGGUCAUCCCAUGCCCUAUGGGGUGGUCCUGGGGGUGUUUAUGGGGUCAGGGUUGGGUUUGGGGAUACCUGGGGUCAUCCCAUGCCCUAUGGGGAGAUCCUGGUGGUAUUUAUGGGGUCAGGGUUGGGUUUGUGGUCUUUUGGGAUCGAUGGAAGGAUCAGAACUUUAGGAAGGCCUGCAUGGGAUUUUGGCCAUCCUUUGGCACAUCUGGGGCCAUGUGGGGCCACCCCACACCCUCCAGGCCGACCCUGGUGGUAUUUAUGGGGUCAGGGUUGGGUUUGGUGACACCUGGGGUCAUCCCAUGCCCUAUGGGAUGGUCCUGGGGGUGUUUAUGGGGUCAGGGUUGGGUUUGGGGACACCUGGGGUCAUCCCAUGCCCUAUGGGGUGGUCCUGGGGGUGUUUAUGGGGUCAGGGUUGGAAGCUCUUAGGAAGGUCUGUAUGGGAUUUUGGCCAUCCUUUGGGACACGUGAGGCCACCCCACACCCUCCAGGCCGACCCUGGUGGUAUUUAUGGGAUCUGGGUUGGGUUUGGGGACACUUGGGGUCAUCUCAUGCCCUGUGGGGGUAGUCCUGGGGGUGUUUAUGGGGUCAGGGUUGGGUUUGGGGACACCUGGGGUCAUCCCAUGCCCUAUGGGAUGGUCCUGGGGGUGUUUAUGGGGUCUGGGUUGGGUUUGGGGACACCUGGGGUCAUCCCAUGCCUUAUGGGGUGAUCCUGGGGGUGUUUAUGGGGUCAGGGUUGGGUUUCUGGUCUUUUGGGAUCGAUGGAAGGAUCAGAACUUUUGGGAGGUCUGUAUGGGAUCUUGGCCAUCCUUUGGGGCCACCCCACACCCUCCAGGCCAACGCUGGUGGUAUUUAUGGGGUCUGGGUUGGGUUUGGGGAUACCUGGGGUCAUCCCAUGCCCUAUGGGGUGAUCCUGGGGGUGUUUAUGGGGUCAGGGUUGGGUCUGGGGACAUCUCAGUCUUCUCAUGCCUUAUGGGGUGAUCCUGGGUGUGUUUAUGGGGUCAGGGUUGGGUUUGGGGACACCUGGGGUCAUCCCAUUCUCUAUAGGAUUGUCCUGGUGGUAUUUAUGGGGUCAGGGUUGGGUUUGUGGUCUUUUGGGAUCGAUGGAAGGAUCAGAACUUUAGGAAGGCCUGUAUGGGAUUUUGGCCAUCCUUUGGCACAUCUGGGGCCAUGUGGGGCCACCCCACACCCUCCAGGCCGACCCUGGUGGUAUUUAUGGGGUCAGGGUUGGGUUUGGGGACACCUGGGGUCAUCCUAUGCCCUAUGGGAUGGUCCUGGGGGUGUUUAUGGGGUCAGGGUUGGGUUUGAGGUCUUUUGGGGUCUAUGGAAGCAUCAGAAGAA